This is a messenger RNA of Carassius gibelio (silver crucian carp), 1203 nucleotides long. Its product is annotated as trans-1,2-dihydrobenzene-1,2-diol dehydrogenase. The transcript has 7 exons. The record is from RefSeq and is a predicted model, not a curated record. Gene Ontology annotation, molecular function: nucleotide binding. Lineage: Eukaryota; Metazoa; Chordata; Actinopteri; Cypriniformes; Cyprinidae. Bases 78 to 1082 code for a protein of 334 amino acids.
GAUCACAUGACGUCCUCACCUGCACUCUGGACCGCAGAUAAAAGCCUGCUCCGCACAAUCUGAAGGUCAGAGCGAACAUGGCGACCCGCUGGGGAAUCUGUGGAGCUGGAAAAAUCAGCCAUGAUUUCUGUGUUGCUCUGAGGACACUUUCUAACGAAGAUCACCAGAUAGUUGCAGUUGCAUCAAGAAGCCUAGAAAGUGCAGAGAAGUUUGCAAAAACCCACAGCAUCCCAAAAGCGUAUGGCAGCUACCAGGAGCUGGCGAAGGACCCCAAUAUUGAUGUGCUGUACAUCGGGGUUGUGCACACACAUCAUCUGCAGGUGGGUCUGCUGUUCCUCAACGCUGGGAAGAAUGUGCUGUGUGAGAAACCCUUCGCCAUGAACCUCCGAGAGGUCAGACAGCUCGUCUCGGCCGCCCGCGAGAACAACGUCUUCCUCAUGGAGGCGGUCUGGUCCAGGUGUUUCCCCUUGUAUGCUGAGGUUGGCAGGCUGCUCUCAGAAAACACCAUCGGGGAGGUGAAGAUGGUGAAGGCGUAUUUCGGUCUUCAUCUGCUGGACCGCGUGCACACCACACAGAAGGAGCAGGGUGGAGGAGCGCUGAUAUACAUCGGCAUCUACUGCCUGCAGUUGGCUCUGAUGGUGUUCAAGGGGGAAAGACCAGAAUCCAUCCACGCCACGGGAGUCCUGCUUCCCUCAGGGGUUGAUGAGUCGAUGGUGGUGGUCCUGAAGUUCUCGGGGAACAGGAUGGCUGUGUGUGUCUGCUCCAUCGCCUGUGAUCUUCCCAACGAUGCCACCAUCUGCGGAAGCAAAGGCAUGAUCCGAGUGGCGCAUCCCAUGCACUGCCCAACCGUUCUGGAGCUGAAUGGUAAAAAGACAGAGUUCCCUCUUCCUGAACCCGGCCUGCCUCUGAACUUCCACAACAGCACAGGACUGAGAUACGAGGCAGAGGAAGUGAGGCGCUGUCUGCUGAAAGGACUGAAGGAGAGCAUCAAGAUGUCACUCACAGACUCAGAGCUGCUCACUGAGAUCAUGGAUGAGGCCCGAAGACAGGUGGGCGUGGUUUAUGAUCAGGACAGCCAAUGACGGGCCUGCAUUCCUUGAUUGACCUGCGCUGGAUGGUGCUACUCAUGAUGCAAAGAAACAAUCAUGCUUGAAUGAAAUGUCUUGGAGACAAAUUGUGUGUAAUAAAAGUGACACAAACACA